This is a messenger RNA of Sitophilus oryzae (rice weevil), 2278 nucleotides long. RefSeq lists its product as uncharacterized. The record is from RefSeq and is a predicted model, not a curated record. Bases 589 to 2028 code for a protein of 479 amino acids. Lineage: Eukaryota; Metazoa; Arthropoda; Insecta; Coleoptera; Curculionidae. The transcript has 2 exons.
AAAAUAUAAAUGCAAUAACAAUAACACAGGCCGACAUGAUUUUUGUAACACGAGUCAGUUGCAGAAUUUCUUCAUAAAAAUAUGCUUCUAAUAACAGAAAAAAUACUCCUGAAGCUCCUACACGUACCACUUUUCAGUUGCCUAAUUACGCCUCUUUUUUGCAGGUAGUCAAUUUUAUAGAUGUCAGGUAUUAAGUCUAGGUAGAUUCGUUUACAUACAGGUAAAUUUUAUGAUGGGAUGAUUGAAAGGGACGCAUUUUGUGCACUAUAAUAUAUUGUGAAAAACAUAAGAGAGUUCAGUUUUCAGUUGAUUUUCGACGUGAGUUGUUCUAUGCGUGUAGAUAAAUAGUACGAAAAUGUCAAGUCAAACGCGCCGCAGUUGUAAAGUGUCUCCUGAUCGAUUUUGUUACAUUUGUGGAGAAUUUAUGGUGCAAUCACAAGCCAGACCAUUUUCUGAAAAUGUGAAGAAAGCCUACUUCAAGUAUUUUGGAGUUUUGGUUGGAGAUCAAGACAAGCAGUGGGCUCCUCAUGUGUGCUGCGUUACUUGUAGCGUGUCGCUUGUGCAGUGGAUGAAAGGGAAGAGGAAAAAAUGCCAUUUGCGGUUCCAAUGGUAUGGCGAGAACCAACUAACCAUUUUGACGAUUGCUAUUUUUGCCUGACGAAAACUGAAGGUUUUUCCAAAAAACAAAAGCACAAGAUCGAGUAUCCCAAUUUGCCGUCUGCCAUACGACCUGUUCUUCAUGGUGCAGAUCUCCCAGUGCCGAUCGCGCCCUUAGACUGGCAAGGUAUUGUUUUGGAAGAUAAGGAAGAUAUUGAAUCAAACAGCUCUGGAGACCAGUGUACUGAUCCUACCUUUACCCCAGAGGGCGGUUCCGACAAGCCACAUUUGAUUGUUCAAAGCGAGUUGAAUGACUUAGUGCGUGACUUGGGGUUAUCAAAGCAGCAGUCAGAACUUCUUGGAUCCCGGCUUAAGGAAUGGAAUCUGUUAGCCAAUGAAACAAAAAUCACCACUUUUAGAAAAAGAAAUGCUCCGUUCUCUGCAUUCUACAGUAUGGAGGAUUCGUUGUGUGCAUGUACUGAUAUCGAUGGCUUAAUGCAGGAACUUUCUAUAGAACAUUCUCCCUGUGAGUGGCGCUUAUUCAUAGAUUCGUCGAAAUAUAGCCUAAAAGCUGUGUUAUUGCAUAACGGAAAUUUAAAACCCUCUAUACCAGUUGCCCAUUCAGUGACAAUGAAGGAAACUUAUGAAAAUAUGCGCAUGCUUUUAGAUAGAAUCAACUACAACAGGUAUAAAUGGCAGAUAUGUGGGGACUUGAAAGUUAUAGGAAUUUUAGUGGGACUUCAGGGAGGAUUUACAAAAUAUUGCUGUUUUCUUUGUUUGUGGGACAGUCGUGCAGUAAAUCAUCAUUAUGUACAGAAAAUUUGGCCAGAAAGAAGUGAAUUUCAACCGGGUUCCCAAAAUGUCAAGUAUAUCCCUCUUGUAGACCCCAAAGACGUCCUCCUGCCUCCUCUUCAUAUCAAACUUGGCCUCAUGAAAAACUUCGUGAAAGCUAUGAAUAAAGAAGGUGAUGGAUUUAAAUACCUAAGGCAAGUCUUUCCCCAGUUGAGUGAUGCCAAAUUGAAAGAGGGUAUUUUUAUUGGACCACAAAUCAGGAAAUUGUUGGACGACACAAAUUUCACAGACACGCUUACCAGGCAGGAACUCAGAGCAUGGACCUCAUUUGUUAGUGUAGUGAGGGGAUUUUUGGGAAACAAUAAGGAUGCGAACUACGAACAAUUGGUUAAUGAGCUUUUAGAUGCUUAUAAAUCGCUUGGUGCCCGAAUGUCUUUAAAAAUUCACUUUCUCCAUUCUCAUUUGUCAUUUUUCCCUGAAAAUAUGGGUGCUGUCAGUGAUGAGCAAGGUGAGAGAUUCCAUCAAGACAUAAGGACAAUGGAAAUUCGUUAUCAAGGACGAUGGGAUCCAGCCAUGAUGGGUGAUUACUGUUGGUUUUUGAAGAGAGAAGACGCGGUCCCUCAUAAAAGGAAAAAGUAAAAGUUUUUGUUUAUGUUUUGAUCUCGUUUCGAUUGUUUUUGUACUUUUUAGGUAUAAGUAAUGUUUGAGGAGUGUAAACUAUAAAAUAUAAUCGGUAUAUAGGCUUAAGAAGUUCUUAAAUCAUGUUUUGAAUAGCUAUCUUAAUAUAUUGAAUAUUGUAAUAUUGAAUGAUGUUUUAUUAAUGUAACAAAAAAACCUUACGUGUUACGACUUUUUUUUUGCCACUUUCGUGAUUAGAUAGGUUCAUUCU